CAGCGAAACCGAACGCACGCAAGCGAUUUUUUUGUGUGUGUGUGUCAGUUUUCCAUCUUUUGCAGAUUAGUCUGUCAUUCCCUCCGCGUCUCUGCAUGCUCUUUUGACCAUCUGCUCGAGAGAUUUUUAAACACGCGACAAUAAUUCAGUUUGGGAAUAUUGUUUUUUUUUUUUCUACAGAAGCCUUUUUUUGUGUGUGUGUGUCCCUUGGCAGUCAUCUGUCGUUUUAGGAGCAUACACGGGUGUAGAAAAAAAGAAGAAGAAGGAGUUGAAACCUUUCCGUGAUUUUUUGGGGGGAUCGUGUCCCAUAUCUCAGCUGACAACUCUCAGUCAUUAUUGGUGUCGUUACUGGAACAAUUCCUACACAGGUCACCGUGUGAAACGUUCGAGAGACGACAGUACGAGGAGACUACAACAGUUCCUGAUAGAGAAAAGGAAAAAAAAAAAAAAAAACCGCAACCAUCAAACAAAAACAAAUACAUACACAGAGGAACUUCAACAUGAGCUGCACCGUGUUGGGAAACGUGCUGGCUGGUUUGCUCCUGGCGGUGGUGUCGAAAGGGUUGAGCGCACACGGCGCGGAGUUCGCCUACCUGCCCGACAAUAUCACAGUGAUCGAGGGAGAGAGCGUUAUUCUGAGGUGUAAGAUCGACGGCGACGUCACCCACAAAGCCUGGCUCAACCGCUCCAACAUCCUGUUCACCGGGCGGGACAAGUGGUCCCUGGACCCGCGAGUGCUGCUGGUCAACAGCAACGACAGCGACUUCUCCAUCCAGAUCGAGAGGGUGGCGGUGAGCGACGAGGGCCCCUACACCUGCAGUUUCCAGGCCCGCAACCAGCCACGCACCUCCCACGUCUACCUGAUCGUACAGGUUCCCGCGAGGAUCGUGAACAUCUCGCAGGACGUGUCGGUGAACGAGGGCGGCAACGUCAACCUCUUCUGCCUCGCCAUUGGCCGGCCGGAACCGUCCAUCACCUGGAAGAACGCCAAAUACGGCGGAGUGCCGAACGAGGGCGAGUUCCUGGACAUCACGGACAUCCGGCGGCAGCAGGCGCAGGACUUUGAGUGCGUCACCAACAACGGCGUGGCCCCGCCCGACACGCGCCGCGUCAGAGUCACCGUCAACUACCCUCCCAUGAUAACGGAUGUGAAGAACAUGCCGGCUCAGCUGGGUAAGGCUGCCAUACUGCGCUGUGAGGCCAUGGCAGUGCCCACCGCCUCCUUCGAGUGGUUCAGAGACGACCGCAGGCUAGUGGCGAGAGACUUCAACCUGAGGAUCAAGAACGAGAAAACGCGCUCGUUGCUCCUCUUCAACAACGUGACGGACAAGCACUUCGGCAACUACACCUGCUUCGCCUCCAACCCCCUGGGGGUGUCCAACGCCAGCAUGCUUCUCUUCCGACCGGGGGCGGUGUACAGCGGAGGCGCGGGAAUGACCGGAGGUUUGGGGAUCUGCCUGGGCCUGCUCCUCUCUCUCCUGCUGAAGAUCUAGGCGUCUCGCCCCCGCGAAAAAAAAAAAGGAAGGGAAUAUCUUUAACUACGAACCCAUCACUGUGAACAAAAAGAAUAUGCAUUAUUCCAGGAGCCAUCGCUGCAUCGCAUCACAUCCUCCACCCACUGCCUCGUCCAAUC
Molecule: messenger RNA, 1633 nt
Organism: Conger conger (European conger)
Lineage: Eukaryota; Metazoa; Chordata; Actinopteri; Anguilliformes; Congridae
Gene: iglon5
Product: IgLON family member 5
Exons: 8
Coding region: 501-1493 (330 amino acids)
Cellular component (GO): neuron projection
Source: RefSeq, a predicted model, not a curated record